This is a messenger RNA of Dioszegia hungarica, 2160 nucleotides long. RefSeq lists its product as uncharacterized. Lineage: Eukaryota; Fungi; Basidiomycota; Tremellomycetes; Tremellales; Bulleribasidiaceae. Gene Ontology annotation, biological process: carotenoid biosynthetic process. Bases 1 to 2160 code for a protein of 719 amino acids. The transcript has 8 exons. Gene Ontology annotation, molecular function: oxidoreductase activity. The record is from RefSeq and is a predicted model, not a curated record.
AUGUCCACCCAGACCAAGCCCACAGCUAUCGUUAUCGGAGCAGGUGUAGGAGGUAUCGCUACCGCAGCUCGUCUCGCUCACGCUGGCUACCAAGUGACCGUUUACGAAAAGAACGAGUUUGCAGGCGGCCGAUGCUCGCUCAUCCACCACGAAGGGUAUCGCUUCGAUCAAGGCCCAUCCCUCCUCCUUCUCCCUCCACUCUUCCACCAGCUCUACAACGACCUCGGCGAGAAGCUCGAGGACCACAUCGAGUUGAUCCAGUGCAACCCCAACUACAUCAUCCACUACCACGAUGGCGAGAAGAUCAUGCUUACGAGCAAUCGGGCUCAGAUGGAGCAGGAGGCGGAGAAGUGGGACGGUCCAGGUGGAGCUAAGCGAUUGGAGGGGUUCCUUGCUGAGGCCCGUAAGCACGGCGAGGUAUCUUACGAUCAAGUUCUCGGCAAGAACUUCCCCUCGAUCUUCUCGAUCCUCCGCCCCAAAUUCUUCAUGCACGUCCUCGAUCUCCACCCUUUCGCCACUGUCUACGGUCGGUGUGCCAGGUGGUUCAAGACGGAGCGGAUGAGGCGGGCGUUCAGCUUUGCAUCGAUGUACCUCGGGAGCUCGCCUUUCGACGCGCCAGGAACCUACUCUCUCCUCCAGUGGUCCGAGACCUGUGAGGGUAUUUGGUACCCCAAGGGCGGUUUCUACCAGGUCCCCGCCUCCGUCAAGCGCAUCGCCGAGAAGAACGGCGCCAAGUUCCACCUCUCCACUCCCGUCAAGUGCGUCACCUACGACUCGAACAACAAGGCUACCGGUGUCCUCCUCGUCAACGGUCAAAAGCACAAUGCCGACGUUGUCGUCGUCAACUCAGACCUCACCUGGUCGUACAACAACCUCUUUGUCAAGGAGGGCGAGGAGGGGACCGGUAAGACCCUUGCCGAUGCCAACUCGAACGGUACCCCGGUGAGCAAGAAAGAGUUGCUCGACCCCAAGAAGGCGAACAGCUUGGUGCAGAAGCCCCACUCGUGCUCUUCCAUCUCCUUCUACUGGGCUAUGGACCGCAAGCUCGAUGACCUCAAGGGCCACAAUAUCUUCCUGGCCGAGGAGUACAAGGCCUCAUUCGACGAUAUCUUCCGAGACCGCUCCAUGCCCCGCGAGCCCUCGUUCUACAUCAACGUUCCCUCGCGUAUCGACCCCACGGCCGCGCCCGAGGGCAAGGACUCGCUCGUCGUGCUCGUCCCCGUCGGUCACCUCUCGCCCGGCAAGAAGGGUUCCGACCCCGACGACGAGGGAGCGGACCAGGACUGGCCCGGACUCGUCGAGCGCGCCAGGAAGCAGAUCAUUGAGAUUGUCGAGGAGAGGUUGGGGAUCACGGGUCUGAAGGAUAUGAUUCUUUGGGAGGAGGUCAACACCCCUUUGACUUGGAGGGAGAAGUUCAACCUCACCCACGGUUCCAUCCUCGGUAUCACCCACGACUUCUUCAACGUCUUGUCAUUCCGUCACCAGUCCCGCCACCCCAAGCUCUCCGGCGCGUACUUUGUCGGCGCGUCCGCUCACCCCGGUACCGGAGUGCCCAUCGCUAUCGCCGGCUCCAAGCUCUGCGCCGAGACCAUCAUGCGCGACAGUGGCAUCAACCUCCCCUCCACGUACACCGCCAAGCCCCCCGUGGCAACCUCGGACCUGGACCGCCCCCGCUCCCAGAACCUCAUCCACUACUUUGAGCGCACCGUCCUCGGCCUCGCACCCUUCGUCACUGGCGCCCUCAUCGCUUCGAGCAUCCUCGCCAUCGCCGCGCUCGCGACCGGCCUCAUCACCCUUCCGGCCAUCAUCAAGUUCCUCGGUCUCGAGUCGCACGUCGCGCGCUACUUGCCGUCGUACGGUCUCGAGGGGGCUCAGGGUUGGGAGAAGUACUCGCCCCUCUCAGCCAAAUCCAACGGUCUGUUGGGGUCAUACGGCUGGACCGCACCCAUCAUCCUCCUCAACUUGGUCAUGGCGUACAUGACCCUUUCGGGCGCGGGCAAGAAGGCGCAGCCGGUGGCGUACAAGGCGGGCAGGGAGGAGGUGGUCGGUAUGCCGGUACCCAUCGAUGCGCGCAAGCCCGUCAUGGUCGGGCACAAGGGGGCGGUGGGUAUGCCGGUGCCUAUUGAUGCCAACGGGCCGGUGCUUGCUCGGGCUUUGUAA